CUUAAAGCCCGGUCAGCUCACCACGCAUUCCACAGUACAGUAACUGCUUCCCGAUAUAUUAAAAUCACUAUCAAGUGUGCCUCAGUAAUUGAGUCACUCAACACAAUUGAUCAUCACCGCAAUGGAGUCUGUCCAUCAUGUAUCGACCUCCUCCAAAGUCCUGCUUAAAAAGGCGCGCAAGAUGGUGCCGCCCAUGCUGGAGCAGUUUCACAAAGGACAGCAUGGACGCGUUGCAGUCAUCGGGGGAUCUUUAGAUUACACAGGCGCACCGUACUUUUCCUCGAUGGCAUCGGCGAGACUAGGAUGUGAUAUGAGCCAUGUCAUUUGUGAUAAAUCAGCAGCCACCGUCAUCAAAACCUACUCCCCGAACCUCAUGGUUCACCCUAUCCUGCCAAGCAGCGCUACAGUCAAAAACCCUGAGACAAUCGAUGCACCAUCACUCGCUAGCCCAAUCAUCGCCAUGCUUUCUCGGCUGCACUGCCUGGUGAUCGGACCGGGAUUGGGUCGCGACGGCGUCACCCUCAAGGUUGUCAUCGAGGUGAUGAAGGAAGCCCGGUCCCGCUCGAUUCCCUUUGUCCUAGACGCAGAUGGUCUACUCCUCGUCACCGAGGAUCCAGAUCUAGUCCGUGGCUACAAAGAAUGCAUUCUGACGCCCAAUGUGAACGAGUUUAGUCGGCUGGCCAAGGCUUUGGGGAUCGAUGUGCCGAGUCUCGCUGAGAUCAACGCUAAGGCUGACGGUGCUGACAAAACAAAUGAGGAGACCAAGGCCUGUGAGCAGCUGUCCAACGCACUUGGUGGCGUGACCAUUAUCCAAAAGGGUCCCCAUGAUGUUAUCUCCAACGGCAUCACAAGUAUCAUCUCUGAUAUCCAGGGAGGCUUGAAGCGCAGUGGAGGACAAGGCGAUACGCUGACGGGCUCCUUGGGUACACUGUUAGCCUGGAGAGCAGCCUACCAUGACGGACUCUGGGACUCGGGAGAGAAAGACAAUGCCAAGGAAGCGCAGACCAAGGAAGAAAUUCGAGCGGAGCUUGAGUCAGAGGACAAGCGGAUGUCUCCUUGCACGACUCUGCUUUUGGCCGCGUUUGCUGGUAGCUCAAUUACUCGAGAAUGCUCUCGAAGGGCUUUUCUGGCCAAGGGCCGGAGUAUGCAGGCCAGUGACUUGACGGACGAGGUCCACGAGAGCUUCCUCAAGCUGAUUGGCGAGCCCGAAGCGUCGAAGAUGCGCCUGUAGAGGGCGUCCAGGCUCAUCAGAGGACUGUAUAGAUAGUUGACCGCAGGUCGUCCGUCCAGCGGUUUGGCCAUGUCAUGACAUCAUGAAUCUCAGAAUUAUGGACCCUUGGC
Molecule: messenger RNA, 1341 nt
Organism: Aspergillus saccharolyticus JOP 1030-1
Lineage: Eukaryota; Fungi; Ascomycota; Eurotiomycetes; Eurotiales; Aspergillaceae
Product: ATP-dependent (S)-NAD(P)H-hydrate dehydratase
Exons: 6
Coding region: 122-1231 (369 amino acids)
Biological process (GO): metabolite repair
Molecular function (GO): ATP-dependent NAD(P)H-hydrate dehydratase activity
Source: RefSeq, a predicted model, not a curated record